AUGGGCCACCCUCCCGACGAGCCGCCCGCCGUGCGGGAGCUGGAGGAGGCUGUGCGCACCCUCCAGGACCGAAUCGACCGGAUAGAGUGUGGAGCUAGGAGGGGGAUCAUGCAGCAUCUGCUCCAGCUGUCAGCCCUGGGAGCCUUCCUGGGAUACCUCAUGACAUGGGAGGCACUCUCAGCCUCCACAGCUACCCUGGAUGAUGGCAAUGAUCAUCCCAAAAGCCCCCCCCCCCCCCCGCCCGCCGUGCGGGAGCUGGAGGAGGCUGUGCGCACCCUCCAGGACCGAAUCGACCGGAUAGAGCAGGAGCUGCCGGCCCGCACCAAUGGCUCAGCACCCACUGCCCCGGCACUUGCCCGUGAUGCCCUCCACACCAAGAUGGAGCAGCUGGAGGAGCAGCUCCUUUCCAAGAUCCUGACCCUGCAGAAGGAGCGCCAGGCCGCCAGCACUGACCGCAGCCAGCAGCAGCACAACAUUGAGAAGGAGCUGAACUCCCUGCAGAACCGGGUGAUGGAGCUGGAGCACGGGCCACUGGGCUACAGCCCUCCUGAUGCCUUCAAGGUGACCAUCCCGGUGCAGAACAACUACAUGUAUGGCCGCAUGAAGAAGAGCCUGCCGGAGCUGUACGCCUUCACCAUCUGCAUGUGGCUGAAGUCCAAGGCCCUGGCAGGCAUUGGCACCCCAUUCUCCUACUCUGUCCCGAGCCAAGCCAAUGAGAUUGUGCUGUUGGAGUGGGGCUCUAACCCCCUGGAGCUGCUCAUCAAUGACAAGGUUGCCCAGCUGCCGCUGAAUCUGAAGGACAAGGCCUGGCACCACGUCUGCGUGGCAUGGACCACGCGGGACGGCAAGUGGUCAGCGUACCAGGAUGGUGAACAGCGGGGUGCCGGCGAGAACCUGGCCUCCUGGCAUUCCAUCAGGCCCCAGGGCAUCAUCAUCCUGGGUCAGGAGCAGGACACCCUGGGGGGCCGCUUUGAUGCCACACAAGCCUUCGUGGGAGAGCUGGCGCAGUUUGGCGUGUGGGACCACAUGCUGGCACCAGCGGAGAUCCUGGCCUUGGCUAACUGCACCUCCCACCUCCAAGGGAAUGUGAUCCAGUGGGAUGAGCAGGCGGUGGAGGUGUUUGGAGGUGCCAGCAAGGCGGGCUUUGCUGCCUGCGAGGAAGGGAGGAAGGCGUGAGCGCCCCCAGCCCUCUCCCCAGCGCCAAGGAGCCCGGUGGCAGCCCUGAAGCGGGAGCCCCUUUCUCCCCUCCCAGACCAGUGAGCCUUGCUGGGGCAGUGCUUGAGCCCCCUGUGCUGGUGUCCCAGGAGGGAGAGGGGCCCCUGGAAGUCUCCCUGUUGUCCCUGUGCUGGUGCUGUGGCUUGUCCUCGCUCCUGGCAGGCUGGCUUCUGAGUCUCGUCUUGCCCCACUUCUGUUUUGGGUGGAACUCGCCGUACCUGCAGGUGUCCUUGGUACGGUGAGGGCCCUCACCUCGCCAGACCUAACAGGGAGUGGGAAGGAGAACUCCAUCCACUUUGAGUGCAGUCCAGCCUCAGCAGGAUGCCAGGGUGCAGGCAUCACCUGAACGCAUCCCCCUUUCCUUAUUUAUUGCUAACAACCUCACUGUCCAGUUUCAUGAGCCUGCAUUCCAGGAUCUCACCUCCAUCCCCAUCCUUCUCCUGCUGCCCUGGUUUUUCAAAUGUGGCCCCAGGGAAGCUGAGGGAGAAUGGCAGAGAGUCAGUAGCACUUACCCCCUGCACCCCUUUCCCUGCCUCUGCUGCCUGUUUGGGCAGGGCUGCCCGAGGGGAGCCAGGUUUUUGAGGCAGUGGGAAGAGGGCACUUCCCAGCACCUCCAAGCUGUGGAUGGAUCAGCCACCAAGGGAAUGGGGGGAAAGGGGCAAACAUCUCCCCCAGCGCUGGCCGAGGGGGAAAGAGGGCAGGGCUGCCACCGAAGGCAGCAAAAGCAAGAAAAGAAGAGAUGGAGGAUGGUGGUGGUCAGAGGAGCCCUGCCAUCCAUCCCCCUGUCUUUUGGUACUGGAUUGGGCUACUGCCCUUGGUUCCACCCAGCUCCCCUUCUUUAGCUGCUCCUUGCCAGGAACAGGGCUGCCACUGGCCUUGAAACUGGGAGGGUGAAAGAGCAGGCUGGUGUUUUCCCUGUGGAGUGCCUGAGAAUACUCUGUUUCCACAUUGUGUGGUCACCGACAUCUCGAUAUGUGAGUGUGUGUACGUGCACAUGUGUGUGUGUCUGGGGGGCGGGGUGGGAGGGUUAUUUCGGGGCUCUCAUGGUUGCUCAAUGCAGUGUUCAGCUUCCAGUGUUCCCCCCCUACCCCAAGUCCCACUUUGGGUGACAGCUGCUCCCGCCCCUGGGGGAGGCAAAGCUGGCAGGAGGGUCAGCCCUGCCACCCCCUAUCCCCCCACCCAGGGUCUCUGCCGGGGCGGGGGUGGCUCAGCCCGCUGGGAAUGACACAGCGGGGAUGGGGAGCAGCCCUUGUGCCAAGUGGGAGCACUGUGACCUCCGUGCACCCCGAGGAGCUGCCCCCUCUCCCUCGCCCGCUCGCGCGCUUUCUCCGAUGCACGUUUGUGAAAAGGGCCCCCGGCCGCAGCCGUGUCGGGACACUUCUUUUGUAAAGCUGAUCGUGAACAAUAAACGUGAUGUUUUCU
This is a messenger RNA of Ficedula albicollis (Collared flycatcher), 2637 nucleotides long. It is a transcript of the gene NPTXR, whose product is annotated as neuronal pentraxin receptor. The coding region runs from base 1 to 1176 and encodes 391 amino acids. The transcript has 8 exons. The record is from RefSeq and is a predicted model, not a curated record. Lineage: Eukaryota; Metazoa; Chordata; Aves; Passeriformes; Muscicapidae.